Messenger RNA from Triplophysa rosa, 5883 nucleotides. RefSeq names its product wingless-type MMTV integration site family, member 5b (gene wnt5b). NCBI's taxonomy places the organism in Eukaryota, Metazoa, Chordata, Actinopteri, Cypriniformes, Nemacheilidae. The transcript has 5 exons. The coding region runs from base 2483 to 3574 and encodes 363 amino acids. The record is from RefSeq and is a predicted model, not a curated record. Gene Ontology annotation, cellular component: extracellular region. Gene Ontology annotation, biological process: cell fate commitment; neuron differentiation; canonical Wnt signaling pathway. Gene Ontology annotation, molecular function: frizzled binding; cytokine activity.
GAGAGAGAGAGAGAGAGAGAGAGAGAGAGAGAGAGAGAGACUUUGACUUUUAAAACUCUUUUAAUAAUCAACAUUCUUCACAGUUAACACAAACCAAAACUAAAACCAAAAAUCACCAAUUAAAACGUAACUCUCCAGUCUCAUCUCUUACCACAAGAGCAUCUUCCUCACUCCACCUCACAUCAAAACAGUACAUAUUCUUUAUUAACUUACAGUAUGUGUAUUCUACAGCAACUCGGAACUCCACUAGAGAUUUAAACAUUCCAAGCAAAUCAGUACUCGCCCCUUCAUUUUUACAUGUGUGAGAUUUUAAAAUAGCCAACUUUGCCUGUCCCAGUAGAAAGUUACCAAGUGUACACUUUGUUUUCCAUUCUUUCUUAUACUUCACACCAAAAAUAAACAUAUCCUUGGUAAACAUAAAACCAAGUGAGAGAGAGAGGCAAGCAGACAGAAAGAAAGAAGAAAGGUAGACCAACGGAGAAAGAGAUUGACAGACAGAUAGAAAACAUAAAUGGCAGAACAAACAAGCAGAAAGAAAGAAAGAAAGAAAGAAAGAAAGAAAGAAAGAAAGAAAGAAAGAAAGAAAGAAAGAAAGAAAGAAAGAAAGAAAGAAAGAAAGAAAGAAAGAAAGAAAGAAAGAAAGAAAGAAAGAAAGAAAGAAAGAAAGAAAGAAAGAAAGAAAGAAAGACAGACAGACAGACAGACAGGGAGAAAGACAGACAGAAAGAACAAACUAAUUGAAGAAAAGGUAAACAGAAAGAAAGAACGAACAAAUAUAAAGACAGAAAGGUAGACGGACACAGACAGAGAGACUGACAGACAGAAAGACCGAAAAAAAAACUAGAAAGUAUCUAGAAAGACAGACAGAACGAAUAAAUGAAAAAAUAAUUAAUAAAUAGUAGGAAAGAAAUGGAGACAGACAGAAAAAAGACAGAAAAAAGAAAGAAUAUGCUGACUCAUGGGCGUUGAAAUAAUGUAAAAGGUCAGGGUGGGGGUCAACCAAAUUUGAACCCUCAGUUAAAAUUGUUGCUACACUCUUUUUUUAUUUGCUUAAUUUGAGUUUCACACUUCCCUGAAAAUGUAUGCGUAGUUCCUGCCAAAAUACUUGACUAAUAAUACUGUAUAUGUUAAUUAUCCUCUAGUGCAGUGGUCACCAACCCUGCUCCUGGAGAUCGAACGUCCUGCAGACUGCAGCUCCAACCCUGCUUCAGCACACCUGUCUGUCAUGAUCAAGCAACCUGAACACCUUGAUUAGACAGUUCAGGUGUGUUUGAUUGGGGUUGGAGCUGAAAUCUUCAGGACGGUCGAUCUCCAGGAGCAGGGUUGGUGACCACUGCUCUAGUGUGAUGAAAUAAAUAUUGUACUGUUUAAACAUCACAUGUUAAUUCAAUAUCAUUGUAUUUUGGUAGUAACAGUUAAAACUACCUGUUUUUCACAAGCUGCUUGACAGAGCUGUCUCGUAGGAUGGAUCGGAAGUAUUUCCUAUAGUCUCAGACGUUUUGUCCAGUGCUGUGGGAGGCUUGUGUGACCCGUGUGUCAGCGGUCUCAUUGGCUCGUGGUUGUCAUGGGGAUGAUCUUGGCCGAGGUGCCCGUGGAAGGAGUGAUUUUGCCCUCUGAGCAGGUGCUUCGCAUCUUCCUCGAGCUCGGAGAGAAACAGCGCGUGCCUCAUUAGAGAUUCCGAAUCUAAUUACACUUAUCUACGUCCUCAUCUCUUUCCUCACAAAAUCUCAGGAAUCAUCUACAUCCCCUCUGCCACAUCCACAGAAAAGGAAAGCGGUGAUCCGGCGUGGGGUGAGGAGGGGGGUGAUGGUGGCAGUCUUUGAUCUGAUAGAAGGGCCCCUGCAGGGAUAGAGAACUGGGAUGGUGCCAGAACCCUCUUGGCUGACAGUCUUCUCUGCUGGUUGGCAGCUUGAAGGCUUUGGUGAUUAAUUCUACCGGGACGAUGAAAGCGGCUCUAGCCGGCGGCUCCGUGCCUCAGAAGACCAGGGACAUGGUCUAAACCCGGCCCAGCGUAGACCAGACCGGCCGUGUCUUCCCUGUCUGGCCAGCUGCCCAUCUGCCUGCCUGCCUGCUGCCUCAGGACCGACCACAGCAGGUGAUGGACCAGAGAGGAGAGAGAGAGAGAGAGAGAUGGAGGGGGUGGAAGGCACUCUGAUCCACACUGAACAAGCUUUCUUUUUGUUUCUCUGCUUCUGUCUCUCCUGUUUUAUUAGGUAGCAUCUUUUAUGUUGUGUCACUAUGCCACGAUAACCCCCGGACACGGUACAGCACCCUUUUUGAAAUGGUGAGCUGAGCGAGAGAGAGAGAGAGAGGAUUUGUGAUAGACGCAGAGGUGGGAAAAGAGAUGCAAAGGACGCACAGAUGAAACACACAGUCAUAUUUCUCGACCAGUCCACUAACUGCGGUUUAGAGACUCAUAAGGUGUGAUGUCUUCACCUGGCUGAGGAGGCUCUUCACGUUUCCAUUUCUUGGACGAGGAAGAAUGGAUGUAAGAAUGAACCAAGGACACCUAAUUCUGGCAGUGACCCUCAUCGCCUGCAACCCACAUCUGCUGGUGGUCGCCAACUCAUGGUGGUCAUUAGCCAUGAACCCCAUCCAGAGACCGGAGAUGUACAUCAUCGGAGCGCAGCCUCUGUGCAGCCAGCUGACGGGACUUUCUCAGGGUCAGCGGAAGCUGUGCCAGCUCUAUCAGGACCAUAUGGUUUAUAUCGGAGAGGGGGCGAAGACGGGCAUCAAGGAGUGUCAGUACCAGUUCAGACAAAGGCGAUGGAACUGCAGCACGGUGGAUAACACAUCGGUGUUCGGCCGCGUAAUCCACAUAGGGAGUAGAGAAACAGCAUUCACCUACGCCAUCAGCGCAGCGGGCGUAGUGAACGCUGUGAGUCGGGCUUGCCGUGAGGGUGAGCUCUCCACCUGUGGAUGCAGCAGGGCGGCUCGUCCAAAAGACCUUCCGAGAGACUGGUUGUGGGGUGGCUGCGGCGACAACGUCAACUACGGUUACCGCUUCGCCCGGGAGUUCGUGGACGCCCGUGAGCGUGAGAAAAACCACCCACGUGGAUCCCUGGACCAAGCACGCACGCUUAUGAACCUACAGAACAAUGAGGCUGGGAGAAUGGCGGUGUACAAUCUGGCUAACGUCGCGUGCAAGUGUCACGGAGUGUCGGGUUCGUGCAGCCUCAAAACCUGUUGGCUCCAGCUGGCCGACUUCCGGCGCGUCGGCGAGUUCCUGAAGGAAAAGUACGACAGCGCUGCCGCCAUGCGUAUCAACCGACGAGGCAAGCUGGAACUGGUGAACAACCGAUUCAACCCCCCGACGCCCGAUGACCUGGCCUACAUCGACCCUAGCCCCGACUACUGCCUGCGCAACGAGACCACCGGCUCCCUGGGCACCCAGGGCCGCCUCUGCAACAAGACCUCGGAGGGGAUGGACGGCUGCGAGCUCAUGUGCUGCGGCCGCGGCUACGACCAGUUCAAGUCCUACAAGCACGAGCGCUGCCAUUGCAAAUUCCACUGGUGCUGCUACGUCAAAUGCAAGCGCUGCACGUCGCUGGUAGACCAGUUCGUCUGCAAGUAGCACCCCGGGGAUGGGACGCACGCCCUGGAGAGGCACUGAGCAAUUAGUGGGAGACGAACAGGACCCUGAACGGACCCGUAGGGGGAACUUAGAGAUAAUUAAAUGUAAAAUGAUAUAUUAAAUAGCAACAAAUUAAAGUAUAUAAUUAAGUGUACGUGUGCCGGCGAUAGUAAUUUAAUGACUCUUUCUGACUCAACACACCCAAGUAGGAUGUCAUUGACGUAAAGGAGGCACCAGACCGUGUGUUUUGUUGUUAAGCUGUUGUCAAAAGUGCCUGGUCGACAAAUUUGGUGUGCGAUUGUAAAUUGAAAGAGGGUGCAACCCUCUGCUUUUUCUGAAAGAAAGAGCCUACGAACUCUUACAAGACUCUUUUUUGAGCUUUCGUGAGGGACCAAGGAAAAGUAGAGAUGCCGUAAGAGGACGGAGAACAACGGAAGAACCUUUUCUAGACCUGUGGUCCACGCACGUGCUGAUUCUCGACCACACUCCACCUUGCCCAUAUCAGAGCUCUUAAGAACCUCGAGUCAGAUGGUGACGUCAGGGGGGAGAAAUGCAGCGUGGACAUUGUGUUCCUCGUUGAUGUGUUGAUCAUUAAGAUAUGACAAGAACCUCCUGUAACCCUUCGCACAAGCCACUCCCCCAUGAUACCUGGAGAUGAGGGUGAACGACCGAACCCGGAGCAAGUAGCUACUGGUUGUUUUGCUUGGAUUGGGGCGUACAUCAACACGCCGUGCCCCAUUAUUUACCGCAGGAUUAAAAAUUCAGUCAUUUGAUUUUAUACAAAGGAUCCUUAAUGUUUGCCUGAACUCGUAACGCAUUUCAGGGGUUUCCAUCUGUCAUAUCUUGGAAUUACAUAUAAACUAGUGUGUUGUUCUGUCACUGUUGUUGUUGUUGGUGGUGGUUCGAACGGUGUGUCUCACAGUGAUGAACGUGUGUCUGGUAACAAAAAAAUCAAGGCUACGUGAUAAGGACUGCAAAAAAAUAUAUUAUCGUAACCAAAUACUAGUGGUUCAGAUUAUAUUUUAUUAAUUGCUUCUCAUUUUAUACAUCAUAUGUAUUGUUCUGAUUAUUAUUUUUUGAUAAAGAAGCUUUUUACUGGGGAUUUAUAUGCAAACAGAGGAAAUAUUAUUGGCUACUGGAUGGAAUGGGCAAACAGCCAACUUCUCCCACUGUACGGCCAAGGAACAAAACAAUAGGUUCAUUUGUGCAUACCAGAGCGUUUCGGAGGAAAACUUCACUUGUAAAUAUGUCAGUCAUAUAUUCAAAUAACACUUACAAAUAUUUACAGUCUCUGCGACCUUACCUCGUCAGUCUACAGUUUUUGCUGCCCUGUGAUCAUAUGCUUGUUGUGUGUAUUUUCCUUCAUUCAAACCAGUAAUAUUAAAAAUAUUAAUAGUGAUUACUUAUGGAGCUGCUUUAAUUUGGUGUCAAUUGUUUUUUUCUCACUUGUGUGCAUUUACAUUAUCACGUUUAUGGGGUUUUACAUAUAUAACAACAUUUCAUCUGCACCAAGUAGCAUUAGUUAAAAUAAUGUUCUACUGAUUCUGUUGGCCAUUUUAUACAGUAUUUUGAACUUCAAAGUAUAGUGAACAAAUGUUAAUGUAUUUUGGUUGUGGGGCUUGACCAUAUUUGCAUAUUUCUCAGUAAGUGAACGGCAGAAAUGUUUGUAAUGGUUAUACUAUAGUCUUUCCUCUUCUUCAUCAAGAUUCGGUUAUAAAUGUAUGGCUUAACUUGGAUUGGGCAGAUUUAUAGAUUCAAGGCAAGAUACAUUGCAUGUCAAUCCAUGUCAAAAUACUAGGGAUGUAACAAUAUCACAAUCUCACCGUACAAUAAUACCUCGGUGUAUAAAUUAAGUCCACGGUACGGUAUUUGUUGCAAUAUUUUUAAUGACAAAUGAUGACUUGGAAACGUGCCAUAAGCAUCCUCUUUUCUUCAUCCUCUAAUCAUAACUGUUGCUUAGAGGUGUGAGUUAUAGUAUGAGAUGGGUCAAAUUACCUAAAAAUUCCUUUUAUAAAAUAAAAUAAUUGCACCAGAUGGACCUAGUAUUAUUUUUUCUUACAUUCUCUAUGCUAGGCCCGGAAGACCUGUCAUUUCAUAUAGUCAUGUGACCACGAUAAUAAUGAGACAAUUUUGCUAUUGCGAUAACACGAAAUCGAUAAUAUUGUUACAUCCCUACAAAAUACCCUUUUCAUUAAUAAUAAAAACCAUUAUAAUGCUUAUCACAUUAUUUAUGUAUAUUAUUGUAGUUAAAGGGGAUGAAGCUAUGAUUUAUAUAUCAUUUAUAUUUAAGCAAUAAAUAAAAUUACUUA